GUUCUCCGUUCCCAGUUGUUGACUGAGUCGCCUCGAGUCCUGCAACUCCUCAUCACCACGCGACCUGGCCACAAAUGAUGGCUCAACGAGUUUACGAGCAGCGUUCCCCUCCAAGUUCAGUUGAGCUAGCCACUGCCUGAGCUACAGCCAGAGACUGCCUGAGCUCCAACCAGUGUCCAUCUCUGAGUGAAGCCACGGGGCCAUGGCGAGUGCAGCUUCCAGCAGUAUCGAUGCCCCAGGGGAGUUGACCUGCACCAUCUGCCUGGACGCCUUCCGCUGCCCCUGCACGCUCAGCUGCGGCCACUCGUUCUGCCUCGAGUGCGUGGAGGGCGCCUGGGAUGCGGCCGAGUCCUUCUCCUGCCCGCAGUGCCGAGUGACCUUCCCUCAGAGGCCCAAGCUAAACAAGAGCGUGACGCUCGCCAACCUGGUGGAGCAGCGCAGUGCCGCAGAUGAAUUGGCCACCGUGGUCUUGUGUGACUUUUGCAACGAUGGCACGACUGCUGCCUCCAACACCUGCCUCAAGUGUGAUAUAUCCUACUGUGCGACUCAUGUAAAGCCUCAUCAGGAGAACGCGAAGUUAAGUAGCCACAUUCUGGUGGAUCCAGGUACGAAUCCUGAAGAACGCAAAUGCAAGAAACACAGAAAGAAGAUCAAGUUUUACUGCCGACAGGACAAGAGCUUGGUCUGCACAACCUGCACCAUUGCAGGAGACCACAAGGGUCACGAUGUGGCUACGCUAGAGGAUGAGCACAAGACACGGGAGAAACAAGUGGGAGAGGAGACACGGGCGGUGGAGGAGAAGAGGAGGGAGGCGGAGGAGUCCAUAAAGCAGAUGGAGGCCGCUCACAGGGACGUGCAGGGAUCGAUGACCAGGGUGAGACAGCGAAUCAAAGUCGAGUUCGCCCGCAUGAGAGCAGCUCUGGACGAGGACGAGAAGGCGGCUCUGGCUCGUGCGUCCAAGAAGCAGCGCGAGCUGCUGACCCAGAUCGAGAAGAACAUCGCUCACUACCAGCGCGAGAUCGGCGAGCUCCAGGCAGCAGCCGCUCGUCUGGAGGGCCUAGCGCAGGAGAGAGACUCGCUCGCCUUCCUGCAGGGGCACCUGGAGGAGACGUGCAGGAUAGGGCGGCCUAGAGAAGCUCCACCCUCAGCUCCCAACCAAGAGGACAUUGCCUCGCUUAAAGGCACCGAGGGAACUGUGGCCAAACUCCUGUACCGACGCUCACCGACUCUGGACACAAACUCGGCUAAUAACCAACUCCAGAUCUCCUCGGAUCUCAGGACGAUGACGUGGACCGGUGACUCCCAGGGUCGCCCCGAUCACCCACACCGGUUUGAUUGCUGUGCACAAGCCCUGUGCUGUGAGAGCUUCUCGUCGGGCCUCCACUACUGGGAGGUGGACGUGGGGGACACGAGGUGGUGGCGGGUUGGAGUCGCGUACGGGACGAUCCCGCGGAAAGGGAGUGGUGAGGCACAGCAGCUGGGAGGGAGCGACGCGUCCUGGUGUUUAGAGAAAUGUAACAACAACUUAUCAGUGGUUCAUGGUGGAGUGAAGACUGCACUGUCGGUGAAGGGGGCCCCCUCCCCCCGCAGAAUCGGCCUUCACCUGCACUUGGAGGGUGAACUCCUGGCGUUUUACCGCGCCGACUCCAUGGAGGUGAUCCACGAGGUUCGGCGGAGAUUCUUGCAGCCUCUCUACCCUGUGAUGUGGAUGGGGUGUUUGAAAGAACCAUUGAAGAUCGUGGAUCUGAGUCGUGCAUCCUGAGGAUGAGGAGAGAUAGAAACUUAAGAAACCGAGACAGAAACCCAAUAAACGGAGGAGAGGGUGGAUGGUGAGGAGAGGGUGAAGUGAGGGUGAGGGGAAGGUGGAACAGAGGGUGAGGUACGGUGAUGGUGAGGGCAGAAUGGAGGGUAAGGUGACGGAGAGGGUGAGGAGUGGGUGAGGAGAGGAUGUGAAGGAGGGGGUAGAGAGAGGGUGAGGUGAUGGGAGGGUGAGGUGAAAAUUGAGGAAAGGGUGAGGUGAGGUGAGCAUGGAGGGGUAGGGUGAGGGGAGAGGGUGAGGUUCAGGUUGGCGUGCGUGAGCGAUGUCGCCGGUGCAGCACAAAUCGGAGGUUCGUGUGGUCGCUCCUUCGCCUGCAGUGUGCACUCGCGUCACCACGCCUCCUCAUCCCUACGAUUCACCAUCAGCACCAUCAUCAUCACCCCAUCAUCAUCACUUUAAUCAUCACCAUCAUCUCCUCAUCAUCACUACCAUCACCACCAUCACCACCAUCAUCACACCAUCAUCGUCAUCACCACUGUCAUUAUCACCACCAUCAUCAUAAACACCAUAAUCAUCACUACCACCAUCAUCGCCAUCAUCAUGAUUACCAACAGCACCACCAACAUCAUCACCACCAUCAUCAUCAGCAUCACUAUCAACCACAAUCACCACCAUUAUUACUAUUAUCACUAUCACCACAUCAUCAUCAUAAUCAUUACUUAACAUCACCACUAUCAUCAUCAUCAUUAUGACCAUCAUCACCACCAUCAACAUAAUCACCACCGUCAAAACUACCAUCAGCAUCAUCACCACCAAUAUCAAGCUCAUCACCAUCAAUUCCACGAUUAACACCACUACUAUCAUCACUACCAUCAUCAUUAUCACCACCAUGAUCACCACCAUCAUUAUCAUCAUCACUAUCAGCACCCACAUCACCAUGCUUACCAUCACAAUCAUCACCAUAAUGAACAUCAAACACCACAAAAACUGCCAUAAUCAUCACCAUUAUCACAUCCACCAUCACGACCAUCAUCACCACCAUCAUCAUCACUAUCCUCACCGUGAAAACCACCAUCACCAUCAUUCCCACCAUUACCCUCAUCACGACCAUUACCACCAUCUCCCUCAUCACCAUCAUUACCACCACCACUGUCAUCAUCACCACCACCACCAUGAUCACCAUCAUCAUCAGCAGCAGCAGCAUCAUCAUUACCGCCUACAUAACCACCACGAUUAUCACCAUCACCACUCUUACUAUCAUCACAACCAUCACCACCAUCAUUAUCACUACCAUCAUUACUACCAUGAUCAACAACACCACCAUCAUCAUCACCACCAUUACCAACACUACCACCAUCACCAUGGUAACGUCUUUGUAGUUCGGGCUGUUAUUUUUGUUCAUUGUGUUUAACCGGGGCGAGAACUCAAGACAACAGUAUAGAAGACUCAUUUGUAAGAGUGAGUGGCAUGGGGAGUGAGUGCUUAGGUGAGUGAGUAGAUGAGUAAGGAGAUAAGUGACAGAGAUGGUGGGUGAUUGAAUGAUUGAGUGAGUGCAUGGUUGAUUGGGUGAGAUGGUGGGCGAGUGAGUGCAUGGGUGAGUGAGAUGGUGUGUGAGUGAAUGGCUGAGUGCAUCAGUGGUUAAGUUAGUGAGCUAGAGGGUAGGUGAGUGGGUAAAUGAUUGAGUGAGUGAGUUCAAGUGUAUCGUCUGUAACCGGGUGUAGAACUCGAGAGACCGGGACAGGAGUCUCAUUUGCAAGAGUGACCUGGUGCUGGGGGAUCUCCAAAAUAAUAAAAACGACAACGUGAGCACAGGGAACAAUAACGAAGCGAAGAUAAUUACCAAAAUAAAACAACAACGUACUUUGGACACACGGAGAGGGAGAGCUCUGCUAAUCAGUGGAGGAUCGAUGUGGCCUUGCCACGCUCGCAGACGCUGCUCUGAGCCAACUAUCAUGUACUCUGUCUUGCCCAGGUUUAGCUGCAGUCAGAUUUGCUUUGUUCAAACAGCGACUUCAGACAAGCAUUCUGAAAUAACAGAUAUAGCGGCAUCUGGAUCUGACGGAGAUUGAAAACUAAUUUCUUUAGAACUGAUUGUUGUGUAUAGGUUGUUGUCCUCACCCCGCACCUCCGAAUAGCACGGUUGAUAUCUACGGUGCGAAAUAAGUUCAACAUACAUACAGUGAGGGAAGACAGUAUUUGAUCCCCUGCUGAUUUUGUAUGUUUGCCUACUGACAAAGAAAUGAUCAGUCUAUAAUUUUAAUGGUAGGUUUAUUUGAACAGUAAGAGACAGAAUAACAACAUCAAAAUCCAGAAAAACGCAUAUAAAAAAGGCUAUACAUUGAUUUGCAUUUUAAUGAGGGAAUAAGUAUUUGACCCCUCUGCAAAACAUGACUUAGUGCUUGGUGGCAAAACCCUUGUUGGAAAUCACAGAGGUCAGACGUUUCUUGUAGUUGGUCACCAGGUUUGCACACAUCUCAGGAGGGAUUUUGUCCCACUCCUCUUUGCAGAUCUUCUCCAAGUCAUUAAGGUUUUGAGGCUGACGUUUGGCAACUCAAACCUUCAGCUCCCUCCACAUAUUUUCUAUGGGAUUAAGGUCUGGAGACUGGCUAGGCCACUCCAGGACCUUAAUGUGGUUCUUCUUGAGCCACUCCUUUGUUGCCUUGGCCGUGUGUUUUGGGUCAUUGUCAUGCUAGAAAACCCAUCCACGACCCAUUUUCAAUGCCCUGGCUGAGGGAAGGACGGUCUCACCCAAGAUUUGAUGGUACAUGGCCACAUCCAUCGUCCCUUUGAUGCGGUAAAGUUGUCCUGUCCCCUUAGCAGAAAAACACCCCCAAAGCAUAAUGUUUCCACCUCCAUGUUUGACGGUGAAGAUGGUGUUCUUGGGGUCAUAGGAAGCAUUCCUCCUCCAAACACGGCGAGUUGAGUUGAUGCCAAAGAGCUCCAUUUUGGUCUCAUCUGACUACAACACUUUCACCCAGUUGUCCUCUGAAUCAUUCAGAUGUUCAUUGGCAAACUUCAGACGGGCAUGUAUUUGUGCUUUCUUGAGCAGGGGGGACCUUGCGGGUGCUGCAGGAUUGCAGUCCUUCACGGCGUAGUGUGUUACCAACUGUUUUCUUGGUGACUAUGGUCCCAGCUGCCUUGAGAUCAUUGACAAGAUCCUCCCGUGUAGUUCUGGGCUGAUUCCUCACCGUUCUCAUGAUCAUUGCAACUCCACGAGGUGAGAUCUUGCAUGGAGCCCCAGGCCGUGGGAGAUUGACAGUUAUUUUGUGUUUCUUCCAUUUGCGAAUAAUCGCACCAACUGUUGUCACCUUCUCACCAAGCUGCUUGGCGAUGGUCUUGUGGCCCAUUCCAGCCUUGUGUAGGUCUACAAUCUUGUCCCUGACAUCCUUGGAGAGCUCUUUGGUCUUGGCCAUGGUGGAGAGUUUGGAAUCUGAUUGAUUGAUUGCUUCUGUGAACAGGUGUCUUUUAUGCAGGUAACACGCUGAGAUUAAGAGCACUCGUUUUAAGAGUGUGCUCCUAAUCUCAGCUCGUUACCUGUGUAGAGGAGUAAAAUGGGGAGGUGACGUCAGGUGUGCCGUUCAGUGCGAUGACAUCACGUCUCCUAGGGUACUUAAGGGAGACCCCGUGACGUAAGCGGGGUCACUCUGGGAACGGAUAGAGUAAGAAGGGUGAAGAGGGAACCAGGGGUAGAGAGGGAUUGAAUAGUGAGUCUGGGGAGAAGCCGGUGGUAGCCGUAGAGGUGCUUCUCUCUCCGUUCGGUGGAGUCGGCAGAGUCCACGAUCCGACACGAGAGAGACAGGAGCUAGCCGGCAGGGAUCUGGACUCCGAGUAGGAUCCUUAGCCCCUGGGAGUUGUGUACCCUUGUGUGUUAUUGUUAAUCUUUAAUAAACCCUCGGCGAAAGCCCUUAACUUA
This is a messenger RNA of Lethenteron reissneri (Far Eastern brook lamprey), 5672 nucleotides long. RefSeq names its product E3 ubiquitin/ISG15 ligase TRIM25-like. Lineage: Eukaryota; Metazoa; Chordata; Hyperoartia; Petromyzontiformes; Petromyzontidae. The record is from RefSeq and is a predicted model, not a curated record. Gene Ontology annotation, molecular function: zinc ion binding; protein binding.